GAGGUCAAUGUUGUCACUCCACUUUCAUGGACACCUUAAUUUUGUGAUGAAUCCUAGACGCUUUUAGUCCUAAGAGGCAUGUUGUGACAGGAUCCAUUCCUCGAUGGCCUAUGUGCUUAAAACUUGGAAGUUUUUUGAAUCUGAGGUGAUGGAAAAUAUUGCGUAUCUCUUAUAUAUGAACUUAUAUUAAAGUUUCUAUAAUUGAAAUUGUUGUGUGGAAACGAAGGAAACGAAAUAACUUUCAGAUUCUCCCUACAGCUUGCCAAACGAGGAUCAAUAUUAUUGACCAUACUGGAUUUCCUUGAUUGUUUUCUUGACAUCAAAGUUUUAAACCCAUUUAAAAGGUUGAAUCAUAUAAUACCAAAGAAAUAAGACAAAGGAUGCCAACGGUUUGGUGUGCUCUGAAAAGAUCAUUGGACUGCAGCAAACCAUCAGAUGUGCAUGAUCCAAAGGACAAUAGUAAUCUGAGCACUUCGACAAGAAAGCCAGGCAGAGAUUGCUGUCCAAGAUCCAUAUCAGAUCUCAGAGAUGUAAUGAAACACAGAGACAAGCCUCUAGGUUGCAGUACAGGAUCCCUAGGGAGCAUUGAAUUUCUUAAACCUGUGACCCAUGAAGUAGUCCUUGAUGAUUCAACCUGGGAAAUUAAAAUUAGUCGGUUUUGUGCUUCCUGCAAAGCCAAUGACAGAGGAAAGCACGGCCCAGCUUUUGUGGGUAACCUGAGGCCAGCGAACACCGACCAUGGAGGCCGUCAUCCGGUGCCUCACAAUAACUCCGGCAGCUUUACUCCGAUUAAAACCCAUGGUGUUGGUUGCAGUGAUAUUCCUUCUGAGUGGAGGAGAUCUAUUGAUACAGAUUAUAAUGGUUAUUCGAAUUUAAUUUGCCAGAUAUGUGGUGCGCAGUUUAGAAAACUGGAUGCUGUUGAAGCACAUCAUCUGUCAAAGCAUGCAGUCAUUGAACUUGGUGAAGGAGACUCGCCAAGGAAGAUAGUAGAAAUAAUUUGCCAAAAAAGCUGGUUAAAGUCUGAGAACGACUGCAGAAGGAUAGAGAGGGUCUUGAAGGUCCACAACAUGCAAAAAACCGUUGCCUGGUUUGAAGAAUAUAGAGAAACGGUGAAGAUUAAAGCCAGCAAACUACCCAAAAAGCAUCCACGCUGCCUGGUUGAUGGGAAUGAGCUUUUGAGGUUCUAUGGCACAACUGUUGUGUGCUCUCUUGGCAUGAAUGGCUCUUCCAGCCUAUGCACUUGGGAUAAUUGUGGCGUAUGUCAAGUUCUAAGACACGGAUUUGUCACCAAGAAGGAACCCAACGGUGGGGUUUUCACCACUUCCACGAGUGGAAGAGCAUUGGAAUCUGUUGAGUUAUAUGAGAAAGACUCGUCUCUAAGGAAGGCUUUGAUGGUGUGCCGAGUAGUGGCGGGGAGGAUUCAUAGUCCUCUGGAGAGAAUUCAAGAAAUGGCAUCCUCAGGGUUCGAUUCCUUGGUUGGGAAGAUGGGUUCUCAUUCCAACAUUGAGGAACUCUGUGUACUAAAUCCCAGAGCUAUCCUCCCUUGCUUUGUGGCAAUUUACAAACCUGAUCAGUGAGAAGGAUUUCUUUUUUCGCCUUUAUUCUUCUCAGCUUGUAAUCUGCCAUGAAAUUUUCAUGCAACUUUUUCACACUUCGAUUCUAUCAAGUCUGUCAAGGUACGUAGACGAAGUCUUCAAUAUAUAUAUAU
This is a messenger RNA of Alnus glutinosa, 1708 nucleotides long. RefSeq lists its product as uncharacterized. The transcript is spliced from 2 exons. The coding region runs from base 381 to 1577 and encodes 398 amino acids. The record is from RefSeq and is a predicted model, not a curated record. Lineage: Eukaryota; Viridiplantae; Streptophyta; Magnoliopsida; Fagales; Betulaceae.